Messenger RNA from Micromonas pusilla CCMP1545, 1785 nucleotides. RefSeq lists its product as uncharacterized. Gene Ontology annotation, molecular function: RNA binding. Gene Ontology annotation, biological process: mitochondrial RNA processing; chloroplast rRNA processing; regulation of mitochondrial mRNA stability. The record is from RefSeq and is a predicted model, not a curated record. NCBI's taxonomy places the organism in Eukaryota, Viridiplantae, Chlorophyta, Mamiellophyceae, Mamiellales, Mamiellaceae. Gene Ontology annotation, cellular component: ribonucleoprotein granule; mitochondrial matrix.
AUGACGCUCGCGUCCGCGUCGCGACUCGCCGUCGCCGCGAGGGCGACGUCCUACGGCGACAAGCGCUCGUCGAAGAAAGGCAAAUCCGGCGGGUCCGAAGGCUUGUCCGACACGGAAUGGAUGCAAAAAGCGCGCAAGCUCGCGAACCAGCGCGCGGCGAAGUUCCGAACCGAGCGCGGCGCACCCCCCGUGGCGCCGAACACGUGGCGAAGGAAGCGAAAGACGGACGCCAACGACCCGUACGGCCAAUUCGAAGCCGCGCGAGGGUACGACGAUCUUCCGCCGCGAUCGAAACGCGGCGAGGACGAGGACGAGGAAGAACAAGAGAUGACCGCGACGAAGGGCGACGGCCUGUGGCGCGUGGACAUGGCCGCGCUGUCCGAAGAGGACUGGGCGACGCAGUGGACGAUGACCCUGGAGGAGUUUAAAGCCCUGGAGAAGGAGGUGAAAGCGAACGCGAACGACCCGCAGACCGCGCUUCAAGCGUUCGAGGAGGCGGGUUUACGGCGCGUCUCGCCGGACAUCGCCGCGGGUAUGCUGAAGAUGAUCGCGGACGUCGCGAAAAAAGCGCGGACGGACAGGGAAGAGCUCGCGGGGCUUCGAAGGGACUCGAGGGUCGCGCAUCUGCUCGGAACGUGCGUCGCCGCCGCGCGUCGGAACAGCGACGCGUUGACCCCGAACAAACUCUCCGCCGCGGCGUGGUCGCUCGCGAUCAUCUCGGGCGAGCGCGCGAACUCCGCGGAGAUGGAGGUCCUCGCGGAGAGGGCCGCGCUCGUCGUGAGCGAGAUGAAACCCAGAGCGUGCGCGGACCUCGCGUGGGCGUUGGCGUCGUGCCGGCACGCGUCGCCGGCUUUUUUCAACGGUCUGGACGUCCGGUUCGCGACGGAGGGUUUGAAGAAGUUCAAGGUGUUCGACGUCUCCACGCUCGUGUGGGCGUUCGCGCACCUCGGGCACGGCUCGGACGGGCUGAGGGACGGGUUAGAGGACUGGUUCGUGGGCGCGUCUUCGGAGUCGGUGAGCGACGCGGACGCCGCCGCCGCCGCCUCCGCGCUCGCGAAAAAGUUCACCCCGCAGGCGCUCGUCACGACCGCGUGGUCGCUGUCCGUCAUCGGCGCGGAAGCGAUGCGAUCGAGAGCGUUUAAGGCGCUCUGGGGCGAGAUCGGACGCCUCGGCGGCGAGGUGAACGACGCGGACGCGGUCGCGAAGGAGGCGCUCCUCGCGGAGAGCGGGGACAAGAUCGUCUUCGGGCCGUGGCGCGGGAAACAUCUGAACCAGAUCAACCAGUGCGUCGUGUCCGUGGACGCGUGCGGCGGGUGCGACGCCCUCGGGUUAGCGCCGCUCGCGGAACCGCUGCGCGUCGCCGCGUCGAACGCGUGGAUGGCGCAGAGGCGCCCGCCCGUGGUGUCCUGGUACCAACGCGACGUCGCGUCCAUCCUCUCGUACAUGGGCGAGAAGCACGAGGAAGAGGCGGUCUGCGCGGGGUACAGGGUCGAUCUGCACAUCCCGAAACCGAUCGGGAUCGACGACGCGACGCACAAGGCUGCCGCGCGCGCCGGGGUCGCCGUGGAGGUGGACGGCCCGAGCCACUUCGCGCGAAACGACGCGACGACGUCGCUCGGGCAGACGCGUCUGAAGCACCGGCAGCUGCGGAGCUUAGGGUUCGCCGUGGUGUCCGUGCCCGUGUCCGAGUGGGAGUACCUCGAGACGAGCGAGGAGAAGGUGGAGUAUCUUCGGAGGGGGAUCGCGCACGCCGCGGCGGUGUGCGCGGGCGAGGGGGCGCAGUAG